Messenger RNA from Capsicum annuum, 5251 nucleotides. Its product is annotated as protein RNA-directed DNA methylation 3. Gene Ontology annotation, cellular component: DSIF complex. Gene Ontology annotation, molecular function: mRNA binding. The record is from RefSeq and is a predicted model, not a curated record. Lineage: Eukaryota; Viridiplantae; Streptophyta; Magnoliopsida; Solanales; Solanaceae. Bases 78 to 4916 code for a protein of 1612 amino acids. The transcript is spliced from 16 exons. Gene Ontology annotation, biological process: regulation of transcription by RNA polymerase II; regulation of DNA-templated transcription elongation; transcription elongation by RNA polymerase II.
UAUCAAACGCAUCAUUUCAGUGAUUUCAUAGCCUACACUCUCUCUCUCUCUAUGAUCUAGAUUAGAAACCCCCAAAAAUGGGUAAAAAAUCGGUGUUACAAAAGGGCAAAGAAAAAGUCACCGACGGCACCGACGGCAAAGCUUCAUCGGCCGCCGGAAAACGGAAACGUAACUCCGGCGAUGAUUACGAUGAGGAUAAAACCGGUGGCCGGAAAAGAGAUCGAAGUGUACUUCAGUUUUUUGACGACGUUGCUUACGAGGUCGACGACGAUGACGACGACGAUGAUGAUGAUUUUUAUUUCAGUGACGACUCCGAUUUCUUCGAUGAAGAUUUGCUUAAUGAGGAAUUUGGAAGUAAUACUGAAAUCAAGAAUGAACCUGCGAGAACACCCCAACCCCCAGGGAUCAAAGAGGAGGAAAUGGAUGGAGAAGAGCUAGAGCGAAUGUUAAGGGAGCGUUAUAAACCAGGUUCUAGUUUUGUUACCUAUGCAGAGGAUAAUGAUGAGAGGAAGAGACAAUCUGAGCAGGACGCACCUGUGCCUUCUCUCAAGGAUCCAACUAUAUGGAAAGUUAAAUGCACGGUUGGAAGAGAAAGGCACUCGGCUUUCUGUCUUAUGCAGAAGUACAUCGACUUGCUUGCUUUAGGAACAAAGAUGCAGAUAAUAUCUGCGUUUGCACUUGAUCAUGUGAAGGGAUUUAUUUAUAUUGAGUCUGACAGACAAUGUGAUGUUUACGAGGCAUGUAAAGGGCUUUGUAGUAUAUAUUCAACUAGAGUGACAGCUGUUCCAUUGAAUGAAGUUUCUCAUUUGAUUGCUGUCCGAAAGAAGUCUUCUGGGAUUUCUGAGGGCAUGUGGGCACGCGUCAAAAGUGGAACAUACAAGGGCGAUCUAGCACAGGUUGUGUCAGUGAAUGAUGCGCGGAAGAAAGUGACGGUGAAGCUAAUUCCAAGAGUAGACUUACAAGCCAUUGCUGAUAAAUUUGGUGGAGGAGUUGCUGCCAAGAAGGGAGUGGGAGGAGUUAUUCCAGCACCGAGACUGAUUAGCUCUACAGAGCUCGAAGACUUUCGGCCUCUCAUCCAAUACCGGAAGGAUCGGGAGACAAACUUAAUGUUUGAAAUUCUUGACGGAAAGCUGCUGAAGGAUGGUUAUUUAUACAAAAAAGUGGGGAUUGAUUCAUUGAGCUAUUGGGGUGUGAUGCCUACUGAAGCUGAACUCCUGAAGUUUGAACCUUCUAGUACUGAUGAACCCCAGGAUGUAGACUGGCUUACCCAGCUUUACGGUGAUCGGAGAAAAAAGAGAAUCACAAAUGAUUUCAAGGUUGGUCAGAAAGGAGGUGAGAAAGGAGAGAGUUCUUCAAGCUCUAGCGUGGAAAACAAUUUUGAAGUAGAUGAUCUUGUAUUUUUUGGUAGGAAUGAUUUUGGCAUUAUUAUUGGCAAGGAGAAAGAUGAUGGCUUUAAGGUCAUGAAAUAUGGAUCAGAGAGACCUGUGGUAGUGAGCAGUCAACCACGUGAUUUGAAGCGUGCAUCUUUUGAUAAGAAGCUAUUCACUGUGAAAGACCAGCUAAGUAAUGCCAUUUCAGUCGGUGAUGUGGUUAGAGUUUUGGAUGGUUCCUUGAAGGAUAGACAAGGAACUGUGAAGCAGAUCUACAGAGGUGUUGUCUUUCUAUAUGACCAAAGCGAACAGGAUAAUAAUGGAUAUCUUUGUGUCAAAGGUCAGAUGUGUGAAAGAAUUACAAGCAGUGGUGGUGUAUUGAAUGAGAAGGGAAGUGAGCCUGGUACCUCGGGUUUUGCAGAUUUCUCAUCAUCCCCUAAAUCCCCUCUUUCGCCUGAGAAAUCUUGGAGAGCGAAGGAUGAUGACAGUAGCUUCAAGCGCGAGAAUAAUAAUGACAUGUUUUCAGUUGGCCAGUCACUGAGAAUCCGUGUGGGGCCUUUGAAGGGAUAUCUUUGUCGUGUAUUAGCUGUACGACGUUCGGAUGUUACAGUAAAGCUUGAUUCCCAGCAAAAAAUUCUUACAGUCAAAUCUGAUCAUCUUGCGGAAGUUCGUGCAAAGAGCUCCGCCGUGUCUCUUGGUGUUGAUGGUGAUUCAUCAAAACCUUUUGACCUGCUUGGAACACAAGAUGGCUCUGGAGAUUGGAUGGUUCAAGGGGCUACAACCACCGAUGGUAACACCGGGAAUGCAUCAUGGGGUGCAUCUGGAGGUAGUGAUGGUUGGGGGAAAGCUACUUCUACUGCUGGUGCCACUAGUGGUGCGUCCGAUGGCUGGGGCAAAAAGGUUGAAUCACAUCAAGAGAACACUGGCUCUGGAGAAGAUGAUGGUUGGGCGAAAGCUGCUUCUACUGCUGGUGCUACUAGUGGUGCGUCUGAUGGCUGGGGAAAAAAGGUUGAAUCACAUCAAGAGAACACUGGCUCUGGGCAAGAUGAUGGUUGGGGGAAAGCUGCUUCUACUGCUGGUGUCACUAGUGGUGCGUCUGAUGGCUGGGGCAAAAAGGUUGAAUCACAUCAAGAAACCUCGUGGGGCAAGCAGGAUGGUGGAUCUUCUCGGGGAAAGCAAUCUGAUGCAAAGACUGACUGGAAUAAACAAGAUGGUGGUUCGGACAAGACAGAUAGCAAAACCUCGUGGAGUCAGCAGGGAGCCGGAUCUUCUUGGGAUAAAAAUGAUGGUGGCUCUUCUUUGAGUAAGCAAGCGGGUGGAUCUUCUUGGGGUAAGCAAUCUGAUGCAAAUGCAGAAACUGGAUGGAAAAAGCAAGAUGGUGGAUCAAAUCAGACAGAUAGCAAAACCUCGUGGAGCCAGCAGGAUGCUGGAUCUUCUUGGAAGAAGAAUGAAGGUGAAGGUGGAUCCUCUUGGGGGGUUAAGCAAUCAGAUACGAAGGCAGAGAACGACUGGAAAAAGCAAGAUGGUGGAUCUAGCUGGAGCAAGGCUGACGACAGCAAAACCUCUUGGAGCAAGCCAAAUGAUGGUACUUCAUGGAAUAAAAAGGAUGAUGUAUCUUUCACCAAGCAAGCUGGAGUUACGUUAUGGGACAAAGGAAGUGGUGGAUCAGCUUGGAAUAAGAAAGAAGCUGGGUCUGGUGGGGGCGAAGAUAGUGGAUCUACUUGGGGCAAACAGGAUGGUGGGUCUUCUUGGGGUAAACAAGCUGCAGGGGGUUCAUCUUGGGGUAAGCCGGUGGAUCAAACCACCGAGGAGUCAAAAGGGUCUGAUCAAAAUGAAAGUUGGAAAAAGCCAAGUGGUACGUUUGGUGGUUGGAAAGGUGAGAGUGGGAACAAUGGUGGUGGUACAGACCAAGAAGGGAGCUGGGGAAGGCCAAGAGAAUUUGAUGGAGGUCGUGGAUCAGGUGGCAGGAGAGGACGAGGUGGUUGGCGAGGAGGUCGAGAUGAAAGUGGUCGAGGAAGAUCCUUUAAUCAAGGACGAUCUGGCAGCUGGACUAAUGAUGGUGAAGAUAAUAAUAAUUCUAAUAAUGUAGCAUUUAAGGGGAAUCAGUCUAGUUGGAAUAAUUCGCAAGAACAUGGUUGGGGAAAAUCCACAUCAUUUGAGGGAAGCCAGAAAGCAGAUAGUUGGAGCCAGCAAGUGGCAUCUAGUAAGGAAGAUCUCUCUGGACAAAACCAAGGAUCAAAUGCUGGAUGGUCUUCUGGUUGGAAUAAAAAUUCAGCCACAAAGGAGGUAGGAGGUUCUAGUGGAAACCAGUCUGAUUGGAACAAUAAAUCUGCUGAAGUGAGUGGAGCGGGUGGUUGGGAUAACAAGAUUACCCAGAAAGAGUCAGAAGGGAGCUCCUCUGCGUGGAAUAGCAAAUCUGCAGCAGUUGAACAAGAUGGAAGUGGAAAAAGUCAAAAUGAUCCAUGGAGUAGUAAAAGAACUUCUGAUGGAGGUUCAGCUACAGGAUGGGGUCAAAGUAAUUCGUGGAAGAGUGGAACAAAUGAUGCUGGUGGAACUCAAGAUUCUUGGAGCAGCAAAAGUAACUGGAGUUCUGGAAGUGGCGUUGGUAGCAACAAUGAGCAAUCUGAUUCUUACAGUGACAGGGGGAGAGGUGGUAGUUGGAGGGGAGGCCGUGGUGGAUCAGAUAGGGGUGGAUAUGGAGGUAGGGGUGGUUCAGAUGGUGGUGGCUUUGGAGGUAGGGGUGGUUCAGAUGGUGGUAGUUUUGGAGGCCGGGGAGGUUUUCGAGGUAGAGGGGACAGAGGAGGUUUUAGAGGUAGAGGAUCAGACGGUGGAGGAUUUCGUGGCAGGGGAUCAGAUGGAGGAGGAUAUCGUGGUAGAGGAUCAGACGGUGGAGGAUUUCGUGGCAGAGGGCAUGGAAGGAGGGAUGAAAGUGGUGAAUGGCAGAAUAGAACUGAUUCGCAUGAAGAUAAACCCUACAGUUGGAGCAAAGGCGCAGGCAGUGAUGCUGAUGGAUGGAAAUCUAAUAAGAGCAAUUGGAGUCAAGAUAACACUGACAAAGGGAGCUGGAAGACAGGAUUUGAUUCCGAAAAGAAUGCGAGUGGAAGCGGUGCUAGUACCACCAGUUGGAACACUCAAGGAAGUAGUUGGAAAACAGCAGGUACUGCUACAGGAGGUAAUGCUGAUGAUGGUGGGUGGAAGAAAGGAUUCGACUCCGAAAAGAGUGCGAGUGGAAGUGGUGGUGUAACCACCAGUUGGAAUACUCCAGGAACUAGUUGGAAAACAUCUACCGCUACUACAGGUGGUACAUUGUCAGGGUGGGGUCAGCAGACAACUGUUAGUGAAAAGGAGGAUCAGAAUGGCAAGGGAACUAGUUGGAACCAGGGAACUGGUUCAGGAAAUGCGAGCAUAGCUUGGAAUGCAAACAAAUCCAACACUGAGGAUGUGAACAAAUCAAAAGAAACAAGUGACGGACCAAGUGAUGCAUGGGGUAAAGCAACCAGCUCUUGGGGCAAAGGAAACAGUUCUGGCAGUCAGGGAGGCUGGUGACAUCCUUGGAAGGUUAUUUUGCUUUGACGGGUCGCUUGGGCUAUCCAUGUAAUUAUUUAUGGUUUGCAAAAGAACAGGGCGCACUAUGUCUUGGGGGAAGCAUGAACUGGGUAUUUAGAUGCUGGAUGCAUCUUAAGUUAUUGCUCUUGGAUUGUAGGACGUAAACUUUUUGAAUGUUUGGAUGCUUCAUAGACUUUUCAUUCACUUUUGAGACUGAUAUUAUGUCGUGGUGCUUGCUUUCACAAUCACUCUAACAUGUAGCCAUUGGCAUAGAUUGUGUUUGGCCAAGUUAUCUUUGUUGUCUAGUUGUGUUAUUUACUUCUGUUUGAUGCUUA